UUCGUCCCAGCAAGGCGCUGCCCCAAACACUCUCCCUGAUUCUGACAUGAGUUCCAGCUGCCUCCGACUGCCAGCUGCCAGGAGCCUUGAGGAGUAGCCACUUGGACCCCACAGGCUGUCAGGACAAGGCAAUGACCCAUACUUAGACCAGCGCUGGAAAGGUCACCAAGAAAACACGUAGAGCAGAAGGCUGUGCGGUCUCCCUGAGGCCCUUGGGGAUCCCAGCAGCAGUAGCAGCCAACGCCUGGGUCCACUAUGAACUGGGGGAUCUUCGAGGGGCUCCUGAGCGGGGUCAACAAGUACUCCACAGCCUUCGGGCGAAUCUGGCUGUCUCUGGUCUUCAUCUUCCGAGUGUUGGUGUACCUGGUGACGGCCGAGCGAGUGUGGAGUGACGAUCACAAGGAUUUUGACUGCAACACCAAGCAGCCCGGCUGCUCCAACGUCUGCUUUGACGAGUUCUUCCCUGUGUCCCAUGUGCGCCUCUGGGCCCUGCAGCUCAUCCUGGUCACCUGCCCCUCGCUGCUCGUGGUCAUGCAUGUGGCCUACCGGGAGGCUCGGGAGAAGAAGCACCGAGAGGCAGUGGGGGAGGAUGGUGGGCGCCUGUACCUGAACCCCGGCAAGAAGCGGGGAGGGCUCUGGUGGACAUAUGUCUGCAGCCUGGUGUUCAAGGCCGGUGUGGAUGCUGCCUUCCUCUAUGUGUUCCACUCGUUCUACCCCAGAUAUACCCUCCCUCAUGUGGUCAAGUGCCACGCAGCUCCGUGUCCCAAUACAGUGGAUUGCUUCAUCUCCAAGCCCUCAGAGAAGAACAUCUUCACUCUCUUCAUGGUGGUCACGGCCGCCAUUUGCAUCCUGCUCAACCUCAUGGAGCUGGCCUACCUGGUGUGCAAGAGGUGCCAUGAGGGCCUGGCAGCGAGGAAAGCCAGGGCCACAGCGGGGGGCCAUCGCCCGGACUGUCCCAUCUCUUCCUAUAAGGAAGACGACCUCCUCUCGGGCGACCUCAUCUAUCUGGGCUCAGACUCUCACCCUCCUCUCUUACCAGAGCGCCCGCAAGACUAUGUGAAGAAGACCAUGCUGUGAGAGCCGCCUGGCCAGGCCUGGUUGGAAAGGGCCCAGCAUCUCCCACAGAGGCAGCUUUGGGGGUCAGGGAGCCGAGCUGCAAACCGGGGCAGGCAGGAGGGGGGGCACCUGCACCUGCCCCCACUGCGGGGCCUCGGACAGGUUACUCCUCCACACUGAACCUCAGUUUCCUUCUGUGUAAAGGGGUUUAUUUAGAGAAUGGAUGUGCCAGUGCCAUCUGUGGGGGGUGCCCGGG
Suricata suricatta (meerkat) is the source of this 1312-nucleotide messenger RNA. It is a transcript of the gene GJB5, whose product is annotated as gap junction protein beta 5. The record is from RefSeq and is a predicted model, not a curated record. Gene Ontology annotation, cellular component: connexin complex. Bases 256 to 1077 code for a protein of 273 amino acids. Gene Ontology annotation, biological process: cell communication. Lineage: Eukaryota; Metazoa; Chordata; Mammalia; Carnivora; Herpestidae. The transcript has 3 exons.